Folsomia candida is the source of this 1962-nucleotide messenger RNA. It is a transcript of the gene TfIIB, whose product is annotated as transcription initiation factor IIB. Gene Ontology annotation, cellular component: nucleus; transcription preinitiation complex. Gene Ontology annotation, molecular function: TBP-class protein binding; RNA polymerase II general transcription initiation factor activity. Bases 302 to 1252 code for a protein of 316 amino acids. The record is from RefSeq and is a predicted model, not a curated record. Lineage: Eukaryota; Metazoa; Arthropoda; Collembola; Entomobryomorpha; Isotomidae. The transcript is spliced from 6 exons. Gene Ontology annotation, biological process: transcription preinitiation complex assembly; transcription initiation at RNA polymerase II promoter.
CAGCAGCGCCAUUCUAUUUCUUGGAACCCAACCACUACCAGUGCAAAACAUCACUCCGUAAUUUGGAAUGAAAUAACUCCCUUCAAUUCAAUUUUACGUUUUUAUAGCUUUCAAAAAUUAUAACCAUCACCAUCAUCAGCAAAAUUACGUAUAGUCAAAUUAAAGCAGGAGCAGCAGACGGCAGCAAAUAAGCAGUUUGUAAGUUUGUGUUUUAUAGUUACUGGCAGUAAAUUACUGUUAGUUAUUAUUGAGCACCAGACACUUGGUUGACAAGUGGAUCAUCGAAACAAGCUGUGAUUGGAUGGCGUCGUCGAGUAGCAGAGCAGAUCCCAGUGGGAUAUUUUGCAAGGAACAUCCUGACGCUCCAUUAAUUGAAGACUAUCGUGCUGGUGAUCAGAUAUGUUCAGUUUGUGGCCUUGUGGUUGGUGACAGAGUUAUCGACGUGGGGUCAGAAUGGAGAACGUUCAGCAAUGAGAAGGCUAAUGCGGACCCUUCUCGAGUCGGAGGGCCUGAAAACCCACUUCUAAAUGGAUCGGAUCUUACCACAAUUAUUGGAGGUGGUCGCGGGGAGGCUGCGUUUGAUGAGUUUGGAGGAGCUAAAUAUGCAAAUCGUCGAAACAUUAGUAGUUCAGAUCGAGCACUGAUGAACGCUUUCCGGGAAAUCAGUCAAAUGGCGGAGCGAAUCAAUUUACCACGAACCAUCAUUGACCGAGCUAACAACUUGUUCCGGAUGGUUCAUGAUGGAAAAAAUCUCAAGGGGCGUUCGAACGAUGCAAUUGCGUCUGCAUGUCUGUAUAUUGCUUGCCGGCAAGAAGGUGUUCCUAGGACUUUCAAAGAGAUCUGUGCCGUGUCAAAGAUUUCAAAAAAAGAAAUUGGACGAUGUUUCAAAUUGAUUCUAAAGGCUCUUGACACUUCCGUUGAGUUGAUCACUACUGGGGAUUUCAUGUCCAGAUUCUGUUCAAAUCUCGGUCUUCCAAAUGCAGUUCAAAAGGCCGCCACUUCCAUAGCUCGCGCUGCCGUCGAUAUGGAUAUUGUCCCAGGUCGUUCGCCAAUUUCUGUUGCUGCGGCCGCAAUCUACAUGGCCUCUCAGGCGUCUGAGGUAAAACGCUCACAAAAAGAGAUUGGGGACGUCGCUGGCGUGGCAGAUGUUACCAUCCGACAAUCGUACAAGCUAAUGUACCCCCGUGCAGAAGAACUAUUUCCAAAGGAUUUCAAAUUCUUCACACCUAUCGAUCAACUACCUUUGGCGUAAUUUAAGAAAAUAUUACCCUCAUAUCUGCCCACCACUUUUCUACUUGACAAAAACGACAGCCGAGCAAUCAAAAUCGAGAAUGGAACUAGUUUUAUUUUACAUUUUCUACCGUUUCGCCUACAAUUCUAUCAUUAGUUAAAAAAUUACAAAGGUUUAGCACUUUGAUUUUGCGUAAACACAAGAAUGAAAACUAUGCAAGUAUACUAAAUAUUAACCAAUAAUGUUCCUUUUACAUGAUAUUUCCCUUAGCAGUAGAUUCUUGUAAAAGCUACUCGUUUUUCUCAGCUAUUUUUUCAUAUCGCGUACGUACACAUAAUUUUCGAGAGUCGUAUUUCAAAUCAUUUCAACCUUUCAAUAUGCGUACAUAUUUACACAUGUCCUCAUGUCAGUCACGUAGUUUUAUUAUUCACUAUUUGUUUUAGUUUUUUCAUAUUCUGAAAUUGUACGUUUUAUUUUAUGACGUUUUCAGGUUGAAAUAUGUGUACAUAUUUUUUUCACUUACAUAUUAUGAAACUUGUGUGGUUUUCAUUGAAUACGGGAAUAGCGAUAAAUGUUAUCUCCACCCACUCAACCAACCCAGUGCACUUUAUUGUGUAAUAACAAGUCCAAGUCACAGAUUCUGAUUAUUAUUUUAUUUGCAAUGUAUGUACGUAUAAAUAUGGCAUUAUGGCAAAAAUGUAAGGAUUUCAAAUAAAAUAUUUACUAUGAAA